UUUAACGAAAAAUAAAAAGAUAAUAUAAAAUUGGCAUGUCUACAGACCGGUCCCUGUCCAAAAUUAACUUCCGGCAUUCGAAUGUCACCUGUUUCCGCGACAAACAGAAUUUUGUGAUUUUUACGAUUUCUCUCAACUUAUGAGACAAUGAAGUUCACCAUUCAGUGUGUGCGGAGUCAAGGAGCCAGGCUUGGUAGAUUGACGGAGGUUGGUCAGAAUAAAGAUAUUGUGCUUGACACACCCAUGUGCAUGUUGUACACAAGAGGAGGCAGUGCCCCACACUUGUCACUGGAUGUGUUAAAGAAAAUUCAGGAUGUUCCCACAGUUGCUCAUAUGCCCCUUAAUCAGUUUGCACAGUAUCAAGAAACUAUAGAAGGUUAUAAAGAUGGUAUGGCGAAAUUUUCUGCUCUUGGUGAUAAAAUUGUUUACACAUCAAACACUGAUCCAGCAGUUGAGGUUCCUACUGGCUACAAUGAUAAGUCUGGGAUAGGACUGUGGGGAAAAGGAGGAAAGAUAAAGCUUGAUAGGGAUGGAUUUGUCAAGCUUCAGGAGGCUGUGUUACCAGAUUUGUUUCAGUGUAUGUCUGAUGGCGACACUGAUAAAACAUGCACAAGUAAAAGGGCUAGAAAGUCUGUAGAUAGAACACUGAACUUCCUCGAUGAUAUCCUUGAAAAAGUGAAAAAAUCUCAGAGACUUCAGAAGUCAGUCAUGUUUGGAAGUUUAGUCGGUGGGUAUGAUUUGAGAGAGAGGCAGAGAUGUACAAGAGAAACAUUAGCCAGAAAUGUAGAAGGAUUUGCUCUGGAAGGUUUUCAUGCUAUGGGACCAGGUGCGGAGGAUUUUGACUUGGCAGGAGCAGCUGACAUCAUAUCUGCAGUUAUAAAGUUAUUACCAGAGGAGAAGCCCCGAUUGAUGCAGAGUGUAUGGAGACCAGACACUCUUCUUACAGCUAUAGACCUUGGCAUUGAUAUAUUUGAUUCAUCAUAUCCAUAUAUAGUGACAGGAAGAGGGCAUGCUUUGGUUUUCAGCUAUGAAUACAGACACAACCCAGAACAGGACAAGGAGCAGGACUCCCUGAAGUCAGCUGGUUUCACCAUCAAUGUGAUGGAUAAGAUAUAUGCAGAUGACUUCUCUCCCUUGCUGGAUGACUGCAAAUGUUAUGCCUGUCAAAAUUUCACAAAAGCUUACAUCAAUCAUUUAUUAAACACAUCAGAAUUGCUGGCUUCAACAUUAUUAAUGAUACACAAUUUCCAUCACUACUUCCAAUAUUUCAAGACCAUAAGAGAGGCAUUGGCAGAAGACAGAUUCCUGGACUUGAAAACUUUGAUUGUAAAUCAAAAAGAAAUACACACAACUUCUUGAUAGUGAUUCUA
Mercenaria mercenaria is the source of this 1370-nucleotide messenger RNA. Its product is annotated as queuine tRNA-ribosyltransferase accessory subunit 2-like. Lineage: Eukaryota; Metazoa; Mollusca; Bivalvia; Venerida; Veneridae. Gene Ontology annotation, molecular function: tRNA-guanosine(34) queuine transglycosylase activity. The coding region runs from base 148 to 1359 and encodes 403 amino acids. The transcript is spliced from 11 exons. The record is from RefSeq and is a predicted model, not a curated record.